AUGUGUCUGAGAUCUUCAGAGCCACUCCCAGACACAAACACACCCACGAUGAGAUCAGCCUCGUACAAUAACAAACGUAAAUCCAAGACACAACAAACCCAUCUUCGUAACCUUAAUCUCUCCAGGAGGAGAAGAUUAUUGAGGGAAGAGAAGGAGAUGAAGAUGAGAAACUUGAAGCUUUUCGUAGAGAAUCAAAGCAUCAUACGAGAAAACGAGGCUCUAAAGAAGAAAGCUCUUCUUCUCCAACAAGAAAACAAAGCUCUCUUCUCUCUGCUUCAUUCAAAACUCUCCCCUGUUUCCACCUCUUCCUCUACCUCUUUCCUUUAG
Arabis nemorensis is the source of this 327-nucleotide messenger RNA. The record is from the annotation of a GenBank genome assembly. NCBI's taxonomy places the organism in Eukaryota, Viridiplantae, Streptophyta, Magnoliopsida, Brassicales, Brassicaceae.